Messenger RNA from Nicotiana tabacum (common tobacco), 720 nucleotides. RefSeq lists its product as uncharacterized. NCBI's taxonomy places the organism in Eukaryota, Viridiplantae, Streptophyta, Magnoliopsida, Solanales, Solanaceae. The record is from RefSeq and is a predicted model, not a curated record.
AUGGCUACUAAUGGAGAUGUUGAACAACCUGCACCAACUGUGGCUGAAUCUCCUAAUCAGCCAAUUGUUGACACUAGUAGUCCUUUUUACAUGCAUCCCUCUGAUAGUCCGGGAAUAGCCCUAGUUCCUAUUCCAUUUGUUGGAUUUGGUUAUCGCUCAUGGAGAAGAGAUGUAAUGAGAGCCCUAUUGAUGAAAAGUAAACUAGGCUUCAUCAAUGAUGACUGCAAAAAGCCAGAUCCAGACUCCUCAAACUAUCGAUUGUGGGAGAGAUGUGAUGAUAUGAUGACUUUAUGGAUUUUGAAUUCCUUGGCAAAAGAGAUUGCAGACAGUGUUGAAUAUGUGACAGAUGCAAUCGAGUUGUGGAAAGAUCUUGAAGAUCGAUAUGAUCAGACAAAUGGAACAAAUCUCUACCAAAUUCAAAAGGAGAUUAACAACUUGUCUCAAGGAGCGCUUGACAUUACUGGCUACUAUACAAAAAUGAAGAAGUUGUGGGAGGAACUUACUACUCUGAUUACUAAAUCUCAUUGCACCUGCAAUUGCACAUGUGGAGCAAGGGAAAGUAUGCACAAAGCAAAGCAGGAUAGAAGAUUAAUACGGUUCCUUAUGGGGCUAAGAGACCUACACUGUUGUUCGAGGAAGUAUCCUCAUGAUGAAUCCUCUUCCCACAAUUGCACAGGCCUUCUCAUUAUUGAUUCAAGAGGAAACACAAAGAGAAAUUAA